Nerophis ophidion (straightnose pipefish) is the source of this 1440-nucleotide messenger RNA. RefSeq names its product phosducin-like (gene pdcl). Bases 163 to 1083 code for a protein of 306 amino acids. The record is from RefSeq and is a predicted model, not a curated record. The transcript has 4 exons. Lineage: Eukaryota; Metazoa; Chordata; Actinopteri; Syngnathiformes; Syngnathidae. Gene Ontology annotation, biological process: regulation of G protein-coupled receptor signaling pathway.
UCACGCGUGUGACACUGACAUGGCGGAUUUUCCUACCCAACACUAGAAUGCAUCACAACCCGAGAAGAGUUAGCGUUCCAGCUGGAGCAAGUAAGCUACUGUCACUCGGAGACAUCUUUCCCGACGGUGUUUCGGUCGCUCAAAACAAGGUGAGCUUUUGCCAUGACGACUUUGGAUGACAAGAUCCUAGGAGAGAAGCUGCAGUACUACUAUAGCAGCAGUGAGGACGAAGGCAGUGAUAACGACGAUGACGAAGGGGAAAGGAAGACCAUCCACGACGCAGCAGUGACUGAGCCGGAGUUAGACUACAGUCUUGAUGGCAGUGCGGUCAACACGGGUCCAAAGGGUGUGAUCAAUGACUGGAGAAAGUACAAGCAGCUGGAGGUGGAGCAGAAGCAGGAGCAGAAGAACGAGAUGGAACGACUGAUCAAGAAGCUGUCUAUGACCUGCCGCUCUGACCUGGACCUGGAAAAAGACAAGGAGAAGCAGAAGGAGCUGCAGGACAAAAUCAAAGGCAAAAUGACCAUGCAGGAGUACAACAUGCUGCAGCAGGGAAAAGACGACGAGGACUUCCUCCAGCAUUACCGCAUGCAGCGCAUCGAGGAGAUGCGACGGCAGCUGUGCCGAGGCAAGCGCUUCGAACGUGUCCACGAGCUUACGAGCGGAGAGGACUUUCUGGAGGCCUUGGACAAGGAAGACAAAAGCACGCUGGUCAUGAUUCACAUCUACGAGCCCGACGUGCCGGGCUGUGAGGCCAUGCGGGGCAGCCUGAUGUGCUUGGCUCAGGAGUAUCCUCUGGUGAAGUUCUGCAGCGUGCGCAGCUCCGCCAUCAGCACCAGUGCACUCUUCCGAGACAGCGCUCUGCCUGCCCUGCUGGUGUACAAAGGGGGAGAUCUGAUCGGCAACUUUGUGAGGCUGACAGACCAGCUGGGAGAGGAUUUCUUCGCCGUGGACGUGGAGGCGCUGCUGCAAGAGUACGGCAUGUUGCCCGAAAAGUCCCCACUCGUCGCAAAGACGGUUCGCAAUGGAGCCAUCAUGCAGAGCCAUCAGAGUGAUGACGACUCUGACCUCGACAUAGACUAGAACGGUAAUUGUCUUACUUUGUCGUACAUGCUUGGAAAACAUAUACACUUCCCCAAUGGACUCUUUUGAUCUAGUUUUUUCUACACAGUAUAAAUAUUUAAAAUAAAAUCACUCACUGGGCACUCAUCCUCCCACAUUUAAGUUUUCUGCUUGUUGCCAUGCUAAGUAAUUUAUGUGUUUUGUUUCAUGUCUAUUUAUUGUUAGGGUUUAAACAUAAGACGGAACCAUCUCAUCCCACGUAUGUUAUCCUUACAAUAUUUAAGUACAUCUAGAAUAGGAACCCUUUCACUUUGUUCUUAUUUUAAUAUGUGCUGCAAUGUUUCCGUUAUUGUCAAACAAUAAAUCAGUACCCUCCAA